Dermatophagoides pteronyssinus (European house dust mite) is the source of this 3153-nucleotide messenger RNA. RefSeq lists its product as uncharacterized. The record is from RefSeq and is a predicted model, not a curated record. Lineage: Eukaryota; Metazoa; Arthropoda; Arachnida; Sarcoptiformes; Pyroglyphidae.
AUGAGAGCAAAACUUUUUAACCGUUAUAAAAAUAAAUAUUGUUAUUCACGCGAAAUGGCUGAAAUCGAUCAUUUGAAAGGCUACUUGUCUAAAUAUAUAUGUUCUUUAACAUCGUUGUCUAAGGCUAGUAGUUUCGACGAAUCGGUCCAACUAUUUUUAGAAAAGUCAAAUAUUUAUCAAUAUCGUGUUCAUUUAUUGCGUUUAACAGCUUUAUUUAUUUCUGAUCAUUCUCACUUUAAAAUGUAUCUAUCAACAGUCGAGGAAAUUAUUGACAGUGGAAGUGAAACAUUUGAAAACGAAGCUAUUAUAUAUUUUUCUGUUGAUUAUAUUGACCAGCACUUAUUUUUGUUUAAAAAUGCUUUUGAAUAUUCAUAUGGAUUAAAAGCCAUGUCUCAAUGGCUAGCGCUCGUCCAUACAUUGAUAUACGGCUAUAAUGGUUUAAGAUUAACUCAAGUCGGUCGUUUGCUCGAACGAAACGGGGGUUUAAUGUCGAAAACCGAGACAGGAACCUAUAAUAUGAGUAUCUUUAAUAGCGGGUUCUACGUAGACGGAAAAAGCGAUUCAAGUCAUAUACCAAAUAAUCUCAACGCCAUAUUUGAGAUGGAUAUGCAAUCUGUAGGCGGCAAAGAGACCGCAUUGUUGAAGGAUAAUUUUGGCGAGUUCGAAAGAAUGUGGGCGAAUAGCUCAAGAAUGACCUCAGGUAAAAUUAACUCUUUAAUAUCUGCAGCUAAGGUAUUGAAUGAUAGAACUGACGAAUCUGAAUCCUCAAACAAAUCGAAAAACAUAAACUCAGCAUUCAACGAUAUCUCUGAAGCUGCAGAACAAAUCGAUAUGGUCAACAUCAAGAUAAGCGAUAAAGAACGCACUAGAAUAAAAGAACGACUAAACAAGUUACGGCGCAAAACCAAAGUCAUUCUGGAAGGAAUAAAAAAACUAGAUGUUAAUGAUGAUGUUGUGACGGAAACAUUGUUUGAAAUAUUGAAGAUGCGUAAGAUGGGAUUUGACAUUCUUAAUAAAGAGCACAUUCGCGAGUUUUUCGAACGAACUUUAGUUGUGGAUGAUUUGAAAAAUCAUCAAACCGGUGGGACUGGUACGGUACUAGGUGGUACAAAGAAACUAGGUUCAGGUGGGCAGAAAAAAACAAAAGAUAGCGCUGGUUUGCCUUUCUCUAAAGCUAAAGUUGAAACGAAAAAAGUGGAGGUGACGAAAACCGCCAAAAAAGCCAGUUUUGCUAAGAAACAGUUCAAGCUUGGAACAAAAGCUCCCCCACCUCCUCCGCCAAAAAAAGUAGUCAAGGCAACAAUAGCACCUUCCAAUCGUGCAAGACUGAAGAAAUUGUUGUGGGAAGCCAUCGAGGAUGAAAAAGCGGCAAGCCAGAUGUAUCGAGAAGAUAUAUCUGGCCUAGUAGUCAUUGACCCAAACUUAAUUAAACAAGACUUUGUUCUUGCAAAUCCAUUAACUAAAAGCAAUGUAGAAGAAAAAGCAGCCAAAGUUACUGUUAAAAAAUUGUUUUCAGAUCCAAAGAGACACCAUAACAUGUCUAUUGCUACUGCUAAACUUGCUAAACUUAAUUGGAACAUUUUAAAGCAAGCGUUAAUUGAUUUAAAUCCUGAAAUAAUCGACCCUGAAGUUUCCUGUGAAUUGAAUGAAACAACCGUUAGUGGUAUUCGUGUGAGUACGUUGAAUAAAUUUUACGAAUAUAAAACUACAAAAAAACCAAUCAUAAGUUUGUUGGAAUAUUUGGUUACUAUUAUGCGUAACAACGGUGCGCAAGACGAUUUGUUGAUGCAUGAAGAAUUGUUCGAUCUGGAGCCUGCAGUCAAGAUCGAUCUUAAAGGUUUAAAGGGACGUAUUGAUGAGCUGUCUAACACGCUUAAUACGAUAUUGAACAAGCUUACAGCUAUCGACAAUAAUGCUGACGAAGUUGUAAAACAAUUAGUAGCAUUUUUUACUCAAGCCGUUACUACGGUGAAGUCUUCUAACUAUGCAAAAAACAAAAGCGACAAAGAUAAAUUUUUAGAGCUAUGUGAAUUAAAGUCUGAAUACGAGUUUCUGGAACGCAAAAAUAACUUUUUGCGGCUGGAACAAGAACAACUCAAAGAGAAAAUAGGUCAGAUGCACAGUGAAAUAAAACGUGUGCAGCACGUACCUCUCUUAGUAGGUCAAUUUCAAGAACUGAUAGACGAGAAUCAUGCAAUUGUUCAAGGCAUGGGUGGCGUGAGUUUUUACGUCCGCAUCCUCGAUACUAUAAAUAAAGAACUGCUUAAACCAGCUGUUAGUGUGGCGAUGCACCGUCAAUCUCAGGCUAUAGUUGAAAUUCUUCCUAAUAACGUCGAUGUGUCUAUCAGGAACUAUCAAGUGAGUGAAAAACCUGACGUCAAGUACACGGAUAUUGGAGGUUUAGAAAUUCAGAAACAGGAAAUACGUGAAGCUGUAGAAUUGCCGUUGCUUUGUCCUGAACUUUACGAAAACAUUGGAAUAGAAGCGCCAAACGGAGUACUGCUGUACGGGCCUCCAGGAACUGGCAAAACAAUGCUUGCAAAAGCCGUUGCAAGUUCUUCAAGCGCUUCUUUUUUCAGCGUUGUAGGAAGCGAGUUCGUCCAAAAAUACUUGGGCGAAGGCCCUAAAAUGGUCAGAGAUGUGUUCAAAUUCGCCAAAGAACAAGCCCCAAGUAUAAUAUUUAUAGACGAAGUUGACACCAUCGCAACGAAGCGGUAUGAUGCGCAAACAGGUGCCGACCGAGAAGUGCAGCGCAUACUUCUUGAACUAUUAAAUCAGAUGGACGGGUUUGACCGCAAAAACAAAGUAAAAGUGAUAAUGGCUACAAACCGUAUCGACACUCUCGAUCCAGCCUUGCUGCGUCCAGGUAGACUCGACCGAAAAAUUGAAUUUCCGUUACCAGACAAACGCCAAAGAAGACUGAUUUUCCAAAGCUGCACGGCCAAAAUGAACCUUGGAGCUGAAGUCGAUCUACAAGAGUUUUUCAACAGGCCCGGUGCCAUUAGCGCUGCAGACAUUGCUGCAGUAUGUCAAGCAGCUGGUAUGCACGCAAUCAGAAAUAAUCGCUACAUUGUCCUUCAUAAAGACUUCGAACGUGGUUGGGAAGACCAUAUUAAGAGCAAACAGCAAACAAUGGAUUUCUACAGUAUGUAA